GGACCGGUCGCUACUGUCCGCGUCCUUAAACCCGCGGCCGAGAACAAAACUUUUUCGCCAGUGUCAGCGUUCAAGAGACUCUAAUAGCCUUCUUGUUCACUACCGUUCCUACUCUCCGCCAACUUCACACUUCCGCACACGUUCUGCACUUUACUGGUCCUGAGUUGUGGAGGGUGCGCCGUCUUCUUCAUCGCGUGCCUUGUGAGGGACCUGAGAUUGGAGCUUCGAGGGAUUCGAUAUUGCUUAUCCUGUCUGAUCUUUGAUGACUAUGGCAGUGAAUACUUUAAUGAGGUCGGUUGCAGCUGGCCGAAUGCUUGCGGAACAAUUACAUUAUGGAGGGGUUUUAACACGUCCUACAAUACAAGACAUGGAUGGAACUAGACUACAGGAAGAUUUACCCACUUGUCCCAUGGUUUAUGCUAUAAUCACAGAUAUGAAAGUUUUCGGCAAUCCCAAAGUGGACAACGAUCAUUAUGAACAAUACCCGCCAACUUAUCCAUUGGAUGCGCCCCCUCCACCUGCUUUGGUCCCUCUUACUCUCGAAAAGUCGAAGUUAAAUGUUGAAUGUUGCAUCAGCACGGGAUUUGUUACAUCGAAGUGUACAUGGAACCUAAACUGCGUUCGAAGUCAAGCAAGUUGUGAUUGCCUUCUUGCAGUCCCUAUAGAUAACCAGGGUACUGUAUCAAGUGUCGAGAUUGACAUGGGUCAUGAUAGGCUGUACACUACCAUAGUUGUUCCUACGGAUGAAGCUGCCAGCUAUUGUACAAAAGGUAACACACAAGCAGAUGUAAAUGGCCCCGGCACAUAUAAUCCUGAGCUCUUCCGGCUGAAAAUUCCACAAGUGGAGGGUGGAGCAAAAUUGGAAGUUAAAGUCACAUGGUUCCAGUCUAUGAUAUUUGACAACGGAAUGUACUCAUUGCGAGUUCCAUUUGUAUUUCCUGAGCAUAUUCUGCCUAUCGCAACAAAAUUGUCUUCCAUCAUAAAGGUCAAAUGUUCAAUCAACACCGGGACAAACGGUGGCGUAGAAUUGGGUGCAUUUGGCAAUCCUAUGGAGGAAAUUUUAAGAGAACAUGGAAAGGUUAUAUUUAAGAAGGGAGGAAAUGACUGGAAGAAUCAGGAUUUUAUUGCUUCGUACAAAACGUGGUCAGAUGGAAUAUUUCCAAAUUUGAUUUUUCAAGACCCAGAACCUGGUGAAUCUGACAAUCGAGGGUCGUUUUGCCUCUCAAUAUCUCCCCCAGAUCCAAACAAGAUCAAGGUAUUUCAAAGGGCUGUGGUCUUUUUGUUAGACAGGAGUGGAAGUAUGAAGGGCAAGCCAAUUGAAGCUGCCCGGCAGGCUCUUUAUUUUGGUCUAGAAUCUCUUAAACCAGAGGAUUCCUUCAAUAUUAUUGCUUUUGACCAUGAUCUUACCUUAUUCUCGCCUCAAAUGGAACGAUCAACCACAACUUCCAUUGCUCGGGCUUGUGAAUGGUCAAUGACAAAUUGCACAGCCAGAGGUGGCACCGAUAUUCUCAGCCCUCUUCAACAGGCGUUCCAACUUCUUGAAAAUUUUCCCGGUGCGAUACCUUAUGUGUUUUUGAUCACUGACGGAGCUGUUAGUGCGGAGCAGAAUAUCUGUCUCACAAUGCAGUCACGUAUUGUCGCACUAGGUGCAAGGGCGCCUCGUAUUUCCACGUUCGGAAUAGGUCACUAUUGCAACUUUUACUUCCUGAAGAUGCUUGCUGUAAUUGGCCGUGGCAUGAAUGAAGUAGCCUUCAAAUCUGAUAAAAUUCGGGGUCAAAUGGAACGAAUGCUGGUGGCUACAGCCGCUCCAGUUCUCACCAACAUUGGUUUGGCAAGGUUACCUGAUAAUUGUGAGGUGUAUCCAUUUCCAAUACCAGAUCUCUUUUGCGGAAAUCCUUUGAUAAUUUCUGGAAAAUUCUAUGGCAAGUUCCCAGAUUCUUUAAUAGUUAUGGGUCUCAUGCCUGAUCAAAGUACGUGGCAAAUUGAGGUUCCAAGCAGAAAUUCUUCUAAACUUCCUCUCAAUAGGGUUUUUGCAAAGCAGCAGUUGGAUCUUUUCACUGGCCAAGCAUGGUUAUGUGGAAACAAAAGCAGAGAACAAGAAGCUGUUAACUUAAGUCUAUCAACAGGUUUGCCCUGUCAAUACACCCGGAUGAUAGGCUUUGAGACAACCAGAGAGAAGUUCGAAGAGUUUCAGAGUCAACGUAAGAAGGGAAAGAAGAUGGACGUCAAUAAGUUUAUCACUGCCAAAGCUGCUGGUGUAGUGCUCAUUGGAGGUCUGGUCGUUGGAUUCGGCAGUGUGGCUGCUACACUAGCAAAUUCGGUUAUCGAGGACACAAUCGCAGACUCCGUUGAGAGCGCACUGGAAAGCCUUGGUGGGACUGUUGGCGAUUGGUGCGAUUGUUGUUUACGUUGUUUCGAAUUUAUUUGCACGAAUGUAGAUUGUCUUUGUGGCUGUGAGUGCUGUGAGUGCUGUGGGGCUGUCCUUGAAGGAUGUGAGUGCUUUUUGGGAGGUGCUUGCGAAUUAAUUUUCGGUUGCCUCUGCGGCCUUCUUGAUAUGUAAAUGGACUACAUUCUGAAGUUCUUUAACGUGAGAGCUACUGUGUAUUUUUAUUUCCAAAUACCUCCUUACAUGCGCAAAAAUCGAGACUAUCACAACCGAAGGAUCAUACGUUCCGAUUCUUCUAGUUUGUUACAGUUGGUACCAAUAUGAAGGAUUUUGAUACAUGCAACUAGAUUCUUGAAUGGGUAAAUUUUGAUCGAUGGUAUGCUUGUGAUGAAUUGACUGGACAAGUAGUAGGAUCAUUUAGUAACGAUUUGUACGCGAUGGAUGUGAUUAAUACUAUAGCUGAUCAAAUUGGGUAACGAAUCAGUUACGAUGUGAUUUUUCUGAACCGCCGCCCCGAUCAGUCCUGCCUCUUCACAAGUGAAGACAGGACUGAUCCUCAUGCCCUUCCCGUGCUCUUAACUUCUCGUCCUCCCCUGGUCAAAGAGAAAUCCGUUCUUCUAAGCCGCGUUCCAUCCCAUCCAAUUUGGGAGCUUUCACUGACAAUCCAUCCAGAUCCAGUUUUCGGAGUAGGAAGAUAGACAAGAGACAAUGGCGAGGAAGCUGAUAAUGGCGGAAAAUCGCACGAGAAUGCAUUCCAAGGAGACUCCCUGGGGCAAGUACUUGCGGAUGAAUAACUUGGCUAUACAUAGAUCAAAGUUACGUCAUAUGAAAUCUACUGUGGACACUGCAGCCCCCAGACAGUGCCCCCAACAGAUUAUAAACAGAGAGAGGUCGGAUUUUGAACAAGGUAAAACUUCUUUGUGCUAAUUCGUCCGGCUAGAAUCCUCCAUUCUCAAGGAAGCAGAGCUUGAUUCCCUGAUAUUGGUUUGCCUUCAUCUCUAUCCGACAUUCGGGACAUCUUGAUGGCAAUUAAUUAACAAGUGUCCCGUCCGCUGCCACAAGAGGUACUUCCAGGAUUGCGGUUGUGCACAGAUGACAUGAUAACCAUAGUAUAUAGGAGCGGAUUUGUCCUCUAGUAGGUGUACAUUUGGUGUGGAUAACUUUCUUGCAGAAACCAUUAACAAGCGUUUUUAACGAUCGUUUGCAGGUAAGACCAUCUCAAAGUACCUUUUAACUUUGUCCUCUUUUCCAAAUCUGAGUCAAAACAAACGUUUUCUAUGCAACAAAAAUGAGAGGAAAACAUGAUGCAGCCUGGUAUCGAAGAUCACAGACUGAUGCCAAAUCUUCCGAAAUUCACCUACAAUGCAGAUCAGCAUCCUUAAGAACCCGCAGGAUGUAAAACCCUAGUUCUACGUAUCUUAGCUUGCAAUUAAACUUCUCCAAGAGAAGAGCAAGGAAGCUAAGUUCGUAGGGUUUAGAUUUCUCACGAAUGGAUUGGCAAUCGUGCACUCACACAGAAAACUGAAAGGAUCUGGUCGUCAGGUCAUGGUUUCAGUAGCUUGUAAGGAGACUAACCUGGGGGUGGGGGGUGGGUGAUGGCUGUUUUUGCUGACAAUUGUUAGUGCUUGGUGGUGCUUCCAACUGGAUUGGCAAAUUCAAAAAGGGCGCCAAGAGUCUUUCUGAUUGCAGGCCAUGGUCAGUUCCGAAGAUCUUGAAGAACGAUCUGGCGCCGUUUUCCACACUGAGGAUUCAGCCACGAGAUGGUUAGUGACCUACACUACGCCUAGGAUUAUAUUUCCAUGAUCUCCGCGUUAGACUGGAACUCAUACGCCAGUGGAAGCGAAAGGUCUGUUUUGGCUGGCACUUCGGUUUCAAUUUACCUUCAACUCUUGUGCCCCUUGAGCUUUCCCUCUCAUUCCUGCAUGUAUUUGACCCAAUUCAGAGGAAGGUAACUGUGGUGAUUCUAAAGGGAAAAGGGUAGGUAAAGGGGAAAAGAAGAGAUGUGGUAAUAUUAAACCAUGUCCAAAGCCAAAAGGCUGGACAAUCAACUGCGAGCGUAAGGACUCUAAAAGACCUUGUCUAACAAAUUCUGAGAUAGCUAUCGUCAGCUUUUCUGUGGGAUUAUGCUGUAAGCAGCAUCCAAUUAGUGAACCAUCCUUAUCAUUCCUACACUUGUCUACAUUUACGACCAAAUUUUCCUCUCUAGAUCUUGAUGGGCGUGAUGCUGCGUCUAAUGAUCGACUUUGUGGUACUUCAUGAUGUCGGAACAAGUAGGCUCCCCUGAAGUGGGCGGCAAGUACUGACUUGAUAAUCGCUGACCAGUUAGUAAAAUUAAGUAUUAACAGAUGGCUUAAAUUUGACUGGCAGUUCCUGAAGGACGUAAGAAGAGUGUGAGUGAAAUAGGUAAGGAAAACACUAGACCGAUUGACUUGGUAGUGUCCGUCAUGCACUCCCUCUGCAGCUGCAUUCUCUGGUUCUAGCACCUGGUGUGACUCGGUUUUCGCAGUGCACGGCAAGUUUCAAUGACAGUCUGCAUUAUAGGGAAUAUCUACUAGAGUAGGUGUAGGAUAGUAGUUUUAAAUGCUGCGAGUAUUCAUGAUCAGUUAUCCCCAUGUAUUCGUCUCAAACGCUUCAUCUUAAUAUCGUAUGAAUGUAAAUCAAUGAUGGAAGUUACCGAGAUUCAUCACGACGAGCAUUCUACAUUUGAUAGAAUAAAAGAAAGAGAACACUGGAGAUGGCAGAUAGGUUGCGAGUAAUAGAGCAAAGCCUCCAAUGUCACAAGCAAAGGAUACGCAAAAUCCAAAAGGGUCCUUCGGUAUACACUUGUAAGAAGAAAAACUAUCUCAACCGCGGAGAAGCGCCAUUAUAUCACAAGUAUGCAAGAUUCUUCCCUUGCACACAUGCAUCAGAUCCUUACUGCUGUAAGCCUACGGCAUGCAGUGUAAAGACGAGUAACGACAGGGUAACUCGUACAGGAAAGAUAGAGUUCUUCAUCUACUAGGAGAUCAAAUCUGUAUAUUGGCAAAUGUGAAUAGCAAAUGUCUGUCACAGUUUCAACA
Physcomitrium patens is the source of this 5445-nucleotide messenger RNA. The record is from RefSeq and is a predicted model, not a curated record. Lineage: Eukaryota; Viridiplantae; Streptophyta; Bryopsida; Funariales; Funariaceae.